Molecule: messenger RNA, 1425 nt
Organism: Lithohypha guttulata
Lineage: Eukaryota; Fungi; Ascomycota; Eurotiomycetes; Chaetothyriales; Trichomeriaceae
Exons: 2
Coding region: 1-1425 (474 amino acids)
Source: RefSeq, a predicted model, not a curated record
AUGCCUCCGAAACUUCAAGUGGACGAGAGCUUCGCUUUCAUGUUCAUCUGUAUCGAAGCAUCGAUGUCUCGCCUCGACUUCAAGGCAAUAGGUACUGCAUGCGAUCUGCAACCCGCUGCGGCGCGAAUGCGCUAUACUCGACUCAAGAAAGCACUUGAAGCAGGUGUCUUCAAAGGUGCUAUACUCACUCAAGGUCCAGUUCAAUCGAACCCUCGCUUAGCUCUUAUGGCCAACCCUGAGUCAAGCAGACUCGCAGCAGAAGCUAAACGUGCUCCUCAAACUCCUUACGCGGAUGUCAACCUAGUCGACGAUCUUGACGAAGAGGACAACGAGGAAGACGUUGGAAGACAACGAAGCAAAAUUUCUGCUCAGCGUGAGAAGCGCAAGGCGGCAGUCGAUGAUGAACCAUUGUUCUUUGACGACACGUCUGCCACGACUCGUUUUGCCAAACGAAUCAAGCGCGAGGACGAUGAUGAGCAGCCUGAAGAGGUAGUCGAUAAUGACGAGGAUAACGCCAAUUAUACCCCAGAGCAGGUUACGACAAAGCGACCUCGAGCUCAAAAUGGUCGUGCUAGAAAAGCUAUCAUCAACCGACCUGGUAGAACAAUCGCAGCUUCAUUCGAGGAUUUUGCCAAAACCAUGACUCGAAACAAUCGUGCCAAGCACCCUGUUCACCCGGCUGUUACUGAGCAAUCACGAUCAGCACCCCGAAAUGCAUCGCCUACGAGGGACUACAACUUCGCUGCUGAUACAGGUCAGUCCCCAAUCAUUUAUCGAUAUCCGAAUCGGAACACUCAGGCUUAUGCACCACGUGGCCAACAUGUUCGACCUGCCGAUAACCUGCCUGUGAUAGCUUCUUCUUCAUUUCAGAACAAUCUAUAUCCAGGUACAGGGCCUGUGUUCCCUGGUUGUCAAGCUGUCAAUUCUAGCUUCGGAUAUAAUAGAGCCGGGUCGCAAGCCUCUGCUGAGCCUCAACACGCUGCUUCUGAUCGAAGACAUCCAACUUCAGUCUUUGACAACUUCGUGGCCGGCAAUCCCGUCUCACUAGCACGCCCCGACCGAGCCACCACGUCUACCAGCGUUCACGAUCGACUAUCGUCAGAGCAGAAGCAGCGAAUUGCUCAUCCUACUCUUGUUCAUCGAAGUCAAUUUGUCGAGCAGCGCAUGCCUUCAGCCGAACUAAGCCCAACCAUGACUGUCAUGAAACCUGCUGCUGAUGGCUCUCGAACACCCCAAACACCCCAGACACCCCAAACACCGCAAUCCUCCGCGGCUGUAGACGAAGACAUUACUGCAGUCCAGGCCGAGGACACAAGCGCUAACGCUACUGCUGUGGAGGAGGAUACUAGUGCCAGCACUCAGGCCAUUGAUCGAGGCAAUACUGCCGAAGCUGCAGAGACCCUGGCAACUAUGACUCAAGGCUAA